AUGAUGGAUCCAAAAGGUAAAGUACAAAAUGAGGUGCAAUUAUUAAUUGAUGCCAUGGAUUUCCUUCCAAGCAAGUGAGAAUGAGAAAUGGAAAAGUAUGAAAAUUCCCACAAAAGAAGAAAUGGAAAAGGGGAGGUCCAAAAGUAUAUAAUAAAAACAUCAUUUGUACAACUCAAAGAAGUGACUGAUUCCCACUGGCACUCCUACUCUCUCUCUCCCCCUUUUCCCCAAAUACAUGUUCAACAAAGAAAAGAGAAUAAACUUCCCUUUAUCUUUCUCUUCUUAAAAUUCUACUUUGUUAGUUUGUUUCUCUCUCUCUCUCUCUCUCUGUGUGUGUGUUAAAUUGUUAAUGAGAGAAUAGCAAUUAACUGGCAGACAUGAGAAACGCCAUCAGGUGCUGCAUAUCUUGCAUUCUGCCAUGCGGGGCGCUGGACGUGAUUCGGAUAGUGCAUGCCAACGGCCGAGUGGAAGAAAUCAGCGGCAGCGUGAAGGCCGCGGAGAUCAUGAAACUGCACCCAAAACACGUCCUGAAGAAGCCCUCAUCGCCGUCCGGUGAAGGGAUGUGUCCCAAAAUCGUCGUAGUUCCUCCCGACGCACAACUUAAACGCGGCCAUAUUUACUUCCUUAUACCCCUCCCACCGGCGCCCGAAAAAACUCGAACGAGAUCCUCAACGAAAAAGAAAAAGAGAGAAUCCGAAACCAACGGCAAUACAGCGAAGACCGAAGGCAACAUCUCUGUGGCGAAUUUACUCAUUUCCGAUCGUUAUCUGAGUGAAAUUCUGUCGGAGAGAAUCUCGACACAGAAGGAUCGCCGGCGAGGGCGUGUCGGCGUCUGGAGACCCCACCUGGAGAGCAUUUCUGAGAAGCCAAUGGAAGCAUAAUUCACGGCUUAUAAUCCUUUUUCUGGUUCCUUACCAUCUAUUUUCGUUAGGAUUUUUACUAGCUAGGGUUUGAAAGCUGAUGAAUAUUUUAAUUAUUUGCUCAAACCUUCUUCCUUAUUUGUUUCAAUUUACCCUUUCCAGUUCCUGUUUUUAUGCUUUCAUCAUCCUCUUUUGUACAUAUGCAUAAAGAGCAAAAAGGAAAAAAGAAUUACAAUUUCAGCUCGAACAAAAUUGUACUCAUGGUAUUUUGAAUAUAGUUAGUGUGGAUGGAUUCUCCGGCGCCGGCCGGAAGAGUGGAUUAGUGUGUGUUGUGCGUGUUUUCUUCAUGAAUUCAUAAAUUGGACAAUGUUUAUGGUACGUACCAUGUCCCCACCAGCCAAUAAAAGCAUUAUUAC
Sesamum indicum (sesame) is the source of this 1276-nucleotide messenger RNA. NCBI's taxonomy places the organism in Eukaryota, Viridiplantae, Streptophyta, Magnoliopsida, Lamiales, Pedaliaceae. The record is from RefSeq and is a predicted model, not a curated record.